This is a messenger RNA of Drosophila bipectinata, 2789 nucleotides long. RefSeq names its product arginine/serine-rich protein PNISR. NCBI's taxonomy places the organism in Eukaryota, Metazoa, Arthropoda, Insecta, Diptera, Drosophilidae. Gene Ontology annotation, molecular function: RNA binding. The record is from RefSeq and is a predicted model, not a curated record. Gene Ontology annotation, cellular component: presynaptic active zone; nuclear speck.
GGUCACACUAUUGCACGAGAAAAUGGCGUAAAGAGUAUUUGUGUAGAAAUAUUAAAUCAAACAGCCUAGAAAAAUAGUUAUAGUUGUUAUUAAUCUCCGACAAGAAAUGUAUCCCGGCGGGAAUGCUAAUGCCGAUUUAGGCUAUAACAAGCAUGCCCAUGCCCACGGACUUGGUCACGGCCAAAAUCAGUUCCUGACGCAGCCUCCGCCACCACCCCCACACUUCGCGCUACCAACUGGCGGGCCACUAAACCCACUGGUGACCCCCAGCCUGCCGCUGGCCAUGCCGGGGGGUACUGGCAUUGAUUGGGCGCAGCUCGCGCAGCAACGGAUUCACAUGCGGGACGCUGGGGUCGUGAUGCCACCCGUAGCUCCACCGCCACCUAUUAUUGGAAAUGUUCCAGAGUUCCACCAUCAGGCGAUAGCUUUGCCGUUACCCAUCAUUGCCGUGCAGCCAACGCAUCCGCACUUAGAGGAGCAGGGUGAAGCGGACAUGGACAUGGACGAAGAGCCCGAGCGGGGUAAUGGUGCAGAAACGCCGCCCCCUCCGGCACCCGUGGUUACGCAAUCCCAAUGGCUAGCAGCCAGCGAAGCGGCUGCAUCUGACCCAUCAGCCGUCCCCACGAGUUUAGGCUCCUCUGGAGUUGCUGUCAUGCAUGGAAAGCAGCCGUGGAAUAGCUGGCAGUCCGGAAAACAAGCAAAUCCUACGGCGCACAUUCCCUCUUUGCUGAAACUGAACGUCAGCAAUCCCAAUGAGCCGCAGCAACAGCUGCAGUUGAAGAUGCCAUUACAGCCGCCGCAGCAGCAGCAGCAAAUAUUGGCGCACCAGCAGCAACAACAGCAACCGAACCACCAGCAAGAGAGCGAUGCCAGCGGCAGCGCCAGCACUGAGAUUGAUGCCAACAAACGGAAAAUGUUGCCAGCUUGGAUAAGGGAGGGCCUAGAGAAAAUGGAGCGUGAAAAACAGCGGCAGCUGGAGCGCCAACAGCUCUCCGCGCCAACGCCAGAUGUCGAUGGCAUCGAUGUUAAGCAAGUAUCAAGCAAAACACUAACUACACCUGUUAAUCUUUUGAACAUCGCAAAUGUGGCUAGCGACAGCGAAGACUCCGUCGGCCUGCCUGAGGACACACUUGGAAACUCGAGGGAGGAGCAAAUAGGUAAUGAGAUUUUGAGUAAGGCCAGAGAUAGCGGGAGCAGUGAUGAAGAGGAUGAGGAUAAUAAUAGCGAGCCGGGACAACAGGAGACGCUGACGGGAAUGCAGAGUUCGGCUGAGACCAAGGAGGCUCCGGUGAAUGGUAAAAACUACGAAGAAAGACUGGCAGAUCUGAUGCUCGCUGUGCGUCGCACACUCACCGAAAUCCUACUGGAAACCACGAAUGAAGAAAUUGCUGCCAUUGCUGGCGAGGCUCUGAAAGCGCACCGCGCCAAAGCGUCAUCAGCCCAAGUGAUUCGCAAAAGCGCCUUGUCUUCCAUUACCGGCAACUUGGGGCUAGCGGCCUAUGCCAGCGAUUCUUCCAGUGAAAGCGAAGAGGACGAGGACAAUGCCGAAGGAGAUCGUCAAGCGGACGCAGUCAAGGAUGGUGACAAGAGUGUACACUUGAGCGCGGAAGAUUUGAAGGCUCGCAUACGGCGCAGCAAAAGAUCCUUCGAGAGGGUCAUAGACGACAUUGAGAAUCGAAUGGCCCAACAGAAGGAGCGCGACGAAAAGACGCUACAAAGGCACCGCAGGCGGGAGCUUGCUGAUUCCGCAAGCGAGCGGCGCAGUCCGGUGGUCAAUGAGGAACUUCUCGAAGACCUGGCUAGUUAUCCCGCGCAUGACAAGCUGCAGCACUUUAAUGCGGGAAAACGUCCUAGCCGCAAGGAGCGCACCACACGCUUCAGCGACAACAAGGAUGGCAAACACCAGUCCCAUAGCUACGUCCAUCAGGUGGUAGCAGCUGCUGCAGUAUCACCGCCAAGCCGCGUCGUCGCUGGCGCUGUGCCGCAGAAGCUGAAACCAGUUCCCAAUCCGGCCACCAACCUGUUGCAGAUGCCGGAAUCAGUAACUACUAUGCUUAAUGCGGCGGACAAGGCGCUUCAAAGUGCUAACAAGUCAUCGAGCAAGGCCAAGAGCAGCCGGCGUCGAUCGUCCAGUGCGUCUUCCUCAAGUAGCAGUAGUGACAGCAGCUCCAGUGACAGUGAUAGCAGUUCCAGCGAUUCAAAGACCUCUAGCAGUCGAAGCAAGCGCAGCAGUAGACACGGGCACUCUGAUCGGGGCAGUAGCCGAAGCAAAUACGAUCGCCGUGACCGCGAUAGGAAAAAGGAACAGAACCGGGACAGAGACAGAGACAGGGACCGAGACCGAGACCGUCGCCAGCGCCACCACUACAGCGGUGGAAGUAGUAGCAGCCGGAAGAGCGACAGGCGUAAUCGAGAUUCCAGCCGAUCUCAAGAAGAUGAUAGAGGAAGCAAUAGCCAGCACCGGUCUUCAAGGCACCGUAGCAGCCGUAGCCACGACCACGGCAGCAGCAGCAGCAGCAAACGGCGAAGUUACCGGUCGAGAUCCCGCUCCAAGUCUCGCAGCACCCACCACUCCCAUUCGAAUUCGAAAUCGCACUCCUCUUCUUCCGCGUCUCAUUCACGCAAACGCCACUAGACUUUGAUUAUAGAUACUUGUUGAAUUGUACAUUUUUCUAUUUUUCUUCUGUUUUGAAUGCUUUUAGUAAACUAUUUUAAUCACGCUUAAAACGAUGCCAAUUUUUAUUAAUACUUUUGAUCUAAGCAAGUACCUCUUUUGAUUCUAAAUACAG